Molecule: messenger RNA, 645 nt
Organism: Coccomyxa subellipsoidea C-169
Lineage: Eukaryota; Viridiplantae; Chlorophyta; Trebouxiophyceae; Coccomyxaceae
Product: ras-related protein Rab2BV
Exons: 5
Coding region: 1-645 (214 amino acids)
Cellular component (GO): endosome
Molecular function (GO): GTPase activity; GTP binding
Source: RefSeq, a predicted model, not a curated record
AUGAAUCACAAGGCGGACGACGAUUAUGACUACCUUUUCAAGGUUGUCCUGAUUGGAGACUCCGGUGUGGGCAAGUCAAACCUGCUCAGCAGGUUUACACGUAAUGAGUUCUGUCUGGAGUCCAAGUCCACGAUCGGCGUUGAGUUCGCCACGCGCAGUAUUCAGGUUGACGGCAAGACUAUCAAGGCGCAAAUCUGGGACACGGCUGGGCAGGAAAGGUACCGUGCAAUCACAAGUGCCUACUACCGAGGAGCAGUUGGCGCCCUGCUGGUGUAUGACAUCACCAAGCAAGUCACCUUUGAGAACGUGGAGCGAUGGUUGAAGGAACUUAGGGACCACGCAGACUCCAACAUUGUCAUCAUGCUCGUGGGGAACAAGAGCGAUCUGCGGCACUUGCGCUCUGUACAGACGGAUGAUUCACAGGCCUUCUGCGAGAAGGAGGGGCUGUCCUUCAUCGAGACCAGUGCCCUGGAAAGCACCAACGUGGAGCAGGCCUUCCAGCGCAUCUUGACAGAGAUCUACCACAUCGUGAGCAAGAAGGCGCUCGCGUCUGAAGACAAGCCGCAGCCGGACAAGGGCACCAGGAUUGUGGUAUCCGAGACGCAGCCAGAGGAGAAGAAGAAGUCAGCCUGCUGCAGCGGAUAG